Messenger RNA from Dermatophagoides farinae (American house dust mite), 2411 nucleotides. RefSeq lists its product as uncharacterized. Lineage: Eukaryota; Metazoa; Arthropoda; Arachnida; Sarcoptiformes; Pyroglyphidae. The record is from RefSeq and is a predicted model, not a curated record. Gene Ontology annotation, biological process: signaling. Gene Ontology annotation, molecular function: molecular adaptor activity. Gene Ontology annotation, cellular component: glutamatergic synapse; postsynaptic specialization.
UUUGUGUCCUAUGAAGAUCCGAAUCAUUUGAAUGAAUUAUUUGGCCAUAAUAAAGGUGAUGAUGAUGAUAGCAAAUCAUUGGAUGAGAUUACAUUCCGUUAUGAACAUCAUCGUAGUGAAACAUUUGCUCAUUUUGUUCAAUUUCCUUCUUCCGAUUCAAAAGAAGAUUCGUUAAAUUAUUCAUCAUCAUCGGUAUAUGAUGAAUCGGAUGAUGAUCAUCAUCGAAAAUUUCGACGACAAAUAUAUGAAGAAGAUUUUCGAGUAAAAAUCAUUCCUGAUGUAUCGCCAACAACAAUCGUAGAUGAUAAACAAGAAGAAGAAGUUCAACAAUCUAAAUCACGGAAAUUAUUCCCUAGGCAAUUGUCCAAAUGUUUAAGUUCAACAACAAAUGAUUUGCAUUCAUUAUUUAAAAAACUUUCCUGUUUAAAACGUAUCUCAUCUGUUGUCGAUUUAACUCAUCAUAAAACAACCGAAACUUUAUUGAAAAAGAAACCUCGUCGUCUUACCUAUCAGAAUGGAAAAACAUUGACCAAAUCUGAUAUAAUACAUUGUCAACAAUUUGAUCAAAUCAAAGAAUCAAAUGAUGCUAAACAACAACAAUCGUCGGAAAAUUUAGAAAAAUCAUCAUCAUCAUCAUUAAUAGUUCCUAAAUUACACAUCGAGGAGAUUACCAUAAAUGGUGACAUUCAAAUAGAACAAACCGACCCAGUGCAAGAGACAAGUAGUACUCGUUUCGAUAGUCAACAAACCUCGACAAAAAUUUUCGAUCCAGAUCAUAAACUUGAUGAUCAUCAAACAUUUAUCAUAUAUUCGUCUUCAGAACCUGCAAAUGAUUUGAACAACAUUAAUACUCAUCAUCCUGAACAAUAUACAAUUUCACAAUCAAUUUCAUUGUCAAAUUUUCAUCCUGUUCCGAAAUCAAAACAAUCAUCAGAAUCAGUUGAUUGUGUUGAACAUUCUUCACCAUCAAAUUAUCGUUCAAUUUGCUUACCUUCAAAUCAUAUACAUCUUCCGCCCGCUCAAUCGCCAGCUACAAUUAUUAAUUCUGAAUCAGAAUAUUUCUCACAUUCAACGGAUAAGAAUAAAAAGUCAAAAAUGAUUGCAAAUCAACAGAACAAUCAUUUUGAAUCACAAAAUUCUCAACAAAAUCAGCCUUCAUAUGUGAAUAUUAGUCGUGUAAAUCAUGGUUAUGUUCCAUAUAAUCGAUAUACAUCCGAAUAUCGACGUGACGAUUCUCUACUACGUAGUCCAGUCGAGGAUCGUUUCACAAGUCUUCCAGUGGGAUCUUCGAAAGGAUUUCUCCACAAAAAAGUUGAAAGUCUUUAUGGAGAAUCAUUCGCUGAUGAUUGGAACAAAAGUCGUGUUAAAAAAGGUCAAUCGAUUGAAAAAAGCAUCCAUCCUAAUACUACCGAAACAUCUCCGACCAAUCAAAUCAAGACAACAUUGGCAAGCAGUAAAUUGUUUCAGAAAAUAAAUUCCGUCGAUAAUUCUGAAUCAUCAGAAGACAAUAAAUCGAAUAACAACUCUUUCGAUAAAGACUGGUGGCUAAGGGAACAUCAACCGCAUUCACAUAAAAAUCAUGAUGGCCAAGCAUUUAUGGAAAAAAUCCAGGAACAAAAAGCCCGAAUACAGAACAAGAUACAACAAGGUGAGAAAUGGCUAGCGAAUACCAAAGACAUUCCCGAAGAAUGUAUAGGAAAGAUUCGAUCAGCCAUUGGCAAAGCAAAUCUUUUAUUGGAUAAAAAAUUUCAACAAUUUCAAAAACUAUGCGAAGAUAGUAUUAAUCAAGCCGAUGGCGAACAAUUCAAGAUUCAAAGUGAUGAUCUUCAAGGAUUUUGGGACAUGGUCAUGAUACAAGUUCAUGAUGUGAAUCAAUCAUUUGAUGAAUUAAUUCAAUUUAAACAGAAUCAUUGGAAACCAUCACCACAAUUGGAUCAAAUAGAUUCCAAUUCUAAAACUAUGAGCCCUAAAAUCGGAUCACGACAACCAUCAAGCAAUAUGACCACCAUACAUAACAAUACAUCAUCACCAAGAAAAUAUGAUAAUAAUAAUAAAAUAACUGCCAACAUAAAUAGUCCACGCAAUGAAGAACGACAACGUCGUCUAAUGGAGAUAAAACGACGCGGUAAAAUGACAAUGAAACAAGAUUCAGAUGAAAUUCGGAUAUUUGCUCCAUCCAAAUAACAUUCUCGACACACAUACAAACAAACCGUAUGAAUUUUCCUUCCGUCAAAAUUCCUUCAUCGAUUUAUAUUAUAUUUAGAUUAAUUUACCAAUGGCAUAUAUUUUUUAGCUGCUCAUAUUUUAUGAGAGUGCCUCACAAAAUUUUCGCACUCGAGAUUUAGAUUUUUUUAACCAGAUAAAAAAUGACAAUGUUCAUGAUUGAUUAAAAAUAUGGUUACCUCACCAGA